Molecule: messenger RNA, 1983 nt
Organism: Musca domestica (house fly)
Lineage: Eukaryota; Metazoa; Arthropoda; Insecta; Diptera; Muscidae
Exons: 1
Coding region: 1-1983 (660 amino acids)
Source: RefSeq, a predicted model, not a curated record
AUGGGGCCAUAUGCCCAAGAAGACGAAUCGAUCGAAGGCUCGGCACUGACCAAGUACGAGGUGGAGACAAGAGGUCUGCUACAACAUAUGGAACAGACAAUGGAUAUGAUGGAUUGCCUUCAAACAGAAGAUGAGCUGGAUAGUGCUUAUAAAUUCAGCGAAGGUCUUGUAAAUGCCGCUGAAAAGGAGGUCAGGUUCGACUCGGAUAUUGCGGCUCAAUGGAGACAGUUAUUAAUGAAGAAAUCCAUUAGAGCAGCAGAAAUCAGACAGACUCAACCGAAAAAAGCAGAAAAGGUCGAUAGGCCUUAUACAAUAAUUAAUAAAAAAGAAAUCGAAGUUCCUACAUUCAUGGGAAAUAUAAGUGAAUGGGAAUCAUUUCAUGACUUAUUUAAAAGCCUAGUGCACGACGCACCAUACUACACCAACGUGGAAAAAAUGCAUAGGCUGAAAGCGGCUGUAAAAGGAGAAGCGCGCCGCAUAAUUCAACAUCUUCGAACCCAAGAUAGCGAUUAUGAAGAGGCGUUGGAAUUAUUGAAGGAAAGGUACGAAAAUCGAAGAGUACUUUUCAACAGAUUGGUUGACGCAAUUUUGGAUCAACCAUCAAUGGACAGCGAGUCAACAAACAGCGUGAAACAGAUGCUAGAUACUACCAAAAACAGUAUUCAAGGGCUUAAGUCAAUGAAGAUACCUUUGGAAAAUACAGCUACAUUCUUCGCCAAAGUCAUCCUGAGGAAAUUUGACAAAAAUUGUUUGCGAUUAUACGAACAACAGAUAAAGAAGCCAAGAGAAAUCCAGAAACUCGAAGAUGUGAUCCAGUUUUUGGAGCAACAAUUUUUAGCGUUAGAAGCAGCAGGGGACUCGUUGGUGGCAAAGAAAGAAUUUAAAUUCGAAAAAAGAGUCAAUCAAAUGCAGGAGUCUUGUCAUGUCUGCAAUGAAGUGGGACACAAAAUGUUUGACUGCAGAAAGUAUUUAGCAAUGACACCAAUCGAAAGAAAAAACAAAGCUAAAGGGAUUCAAAUGUGCUACUUCUGUUUGAAUCACAAAACUGAUAAAAAGUGUCUCAGCUACAGGCGGUGUCAAACGUGUAAUGGACGACAUCAUACACUACUACACUUGAACGAACAAAAAGGCAUAAAAAGGGCAGAGACGAAAAAAGAUUCCAGCGGUUCAAAAGCAACGAUGGUGACACAGGAGAAUCAUUCAACUGUAUUGCUAGCAACAGCACAAGUGAAAGUGCGGGCAAUAAGCGGAGAAUAUGUGAUAAUGAGAGCUAUUAUCGACCAAGGAUCUCAAGUGACGUCGGUGUCAGAGGAAGCCGCUCAAAUUUUGGGACUCCCGAGAAUCAGAAAUAACACCGUGAUUCAUGGCCUUGGCAGUACACCCGUUGGGGUCUCAAAAUACAAAGUUAAGUUGGAUAUGAAACCUCGAUUUCUGAGUAAUGAUGUCUUCAGCACAGAAGCGUUAGUUCUGCCAACAGUGAUGAGUGCACAGCCAGAAGAGUCAUUCGAAACCAGUAUAGAAGAAUGGAACAACUAUACACUAGCAGAUCCUUUAUUUAAUAAAAGCGACAGAGUGGAUUUGAUCAUUGGCGGCGACCUUUACUCUGAAAUAAUGGAAGAAGGUCAAGUGAAAAAUAAAGGACCUUUUGCGCAAAAAACAAAACUGGGAUGGAUCUUGUCUGGUAAAGUUCAGCUUAAAGAUAAAUCCAGAAGAUUUUAUUCGGCAGUGACAAACUUGGAAAGGUUCUGGGAGUUGGAGGAGGUGGACACACCAUCAAGUAUGACGAUCGAAGAUGACUGGUGCAUGCAAACGUACAAUGAAACGACGGUGGUAGAAGAUGAAGGAAGAAUAGUGGUGUCAUUACCACUGAAAGAUGACAAAUCCCUUGGUGAUUCGAAAGGUCUGGCAAUUGCAAGACUAUUGUCAAUAGAAAAGAAGCUACGUCGUAAUCCAAAUCUUGAUGAAAGCUACAAAAAAUUAUGA